Molecule: messenger RNA, 5596 nt
Organism: Microcebus murinus (gray mouse lemur)
Lineage: Eukaryota; Metazoa; Chordata; Mammalia; Primates; Cheirogaleidae
Gene: LIMS1
Product: LIM zinc finger domain containing 1
Biological process (GO): positive regulation of substrate adhesion-dependent cell spreading; cell-cell junction organization; cell-cell adhesion
Cellular component (GO): focal adhesion; cell-cell junction; cytoplasm
Source: RefSeq, a predicted model, not a curated record
GUUGAAAGAGAGCCUUCCAGGAGAGCUGUUUUCUUCAUGAAAAUGUAAUAAGGUAAUUUUAUCUGCUGAGAGAAGAAAGGAUGAGGUUGGUUAUGGGAAGAUGCUCAAGAAUGGUAAAGUAGUCCUGGAGAACAAUAAAAAUAUUUCACUCUGAAGCUACCUAGGAUAAUUUUUAGUUUUACUCUAUUACCUUUUACUUUAUUUGUAAAAUCCAUCUCUAAUUGAUUUUCAAGCAUGUUCUUUCUAGUAAGGUUUAAGGAUUUUUUUUUAGGUUCAUACCAUUUUAAAAGACUUAUUGAAGUCAAGUAACAUCUAAGAGCAAUUGCUCUCAUUGCACCAAGCAAUUCUAGAGGCUCUGUUCACGUGCCUUGUAGACAACUUAGAAACAAGUAAAAACUCCCUACUUCAGAAUUUAGGCUGUAAAUACAACGUAAUUUGUACAUGAUGUACAAAUGGGGGGGGUGGCUUCAAGAGGAGGGUCAAUAGAACCCCCAAGCAAGAGUAGAAAAGUUGACAGCAGUGCCAGUCUGUGCAGCAUAGCCUGCUGCUGAGCACCAGCUGGGUGCAAGAGUUGAGAAAUUGGGUGUAGCGUGGUUCCGGAGUUAGAGCUCUGUUUGGCUUGGUAUAUAGCACUAGAUAUUAGCAGUUCAGCUGCUUGGUAGUGGAGUCCAGGCUAAGUAGGAAAGAAAGGAGGAGGCUUGAAGGGGGAGAGAAAAUGGAGUGAUCCUGGGACUGAGGUCUUCCCAUUGGCAGGUCAGAGGUAGUGGAAGUGAGAUAAAAAGUAGAGAUAUGGAGGAGCAGGAACUUGAAGGCCACAGUCAUUGGAUGGGUUGUCUGUAUGGGUGCUCACAUCCCUUAGGAUUAUGAUGGUUGUGAUGGAGAGGAAGGUGAGGGCCCAAGUGACCCAGGAGAUGCAGCCUCUAGGCUUGGAGGCUCAGAGGUCACAGCUGGGAUGGUAUUACAUGACAAAACAGGAUGAGCUUCACUCUUCUCUGCCUAGAACUUUCUACCCUCACUUUUUCUCAUCGUUAUAAUCUCAGCUUAAAUCGUCCCUUUGAGAGGCUUCUCCUGAUCACCUUCCUAAAGCAAGUGUGCCCCCCUUUUUCUGUCACUGUGCAUGAUAAUUAGUAAAGAAUUAGGACACAAAAAACAUCCUCUGUUUCUCUACUUUGGAUUUUACCUGCAAUAAUAUGAGCUACCUUCUUACAACUUUGCAUUCUGGGGCUCUAGUUCAGAAGAUAUCAUUUUCUUUUCCCUCUCCCAAGAGAGAGCAUGGCCGCUUUCCAGGGUCUAUCUCCGUAGUAUAGGACUAUUCCUGGUAGGAAUGGGAGCAGGGGACUGCUUCUCACCUUCAAGCAGCCUUUUCUUUUCCAGCUUCCUUCUACUUUCCACUCCCACCUCCCAGAAGAAAGUAAACAAAUCAAAUUCAGAAAAAUAUUCUGGCUAGAAUGUUACUGCAUUGAGUAGUGGGUGAGAAAUCCCGAACCAGUCUCUGAUGGUUGGAGUUUAGGUUAUGACGUGAAGGGGGAGCCUGUGAGGUGUGCACCUGCUGGACAGAGCCCUGAGUUUUAGAACUCACUCUGCCUCUAGCUGAUCUCAAAUGAGCUCUUCCACCUCUCCAAGCACUAAACCAUUUCUCUGUAAAUAGAUGGCACUCUAAGGUGUCUUCGGUCUUUAUCACCAACUCUGUGUGCUGCUAAUACCCAAUCUCCGGUGUUGGAUAAGAAGCAAAGGUGAUGAGUUGUUUUCUUGUUUUUAAAGAUUAACCUCAGACCCUAGUUACACCUAGGAAUGCCAUUAUCAUCCUAAAAAUGACUGUUCUAUAAUAAAGAAAUUGGGUAAAGGAGCUUUCUUGUAUUCUUGAUGAAUCAGGGCAAGGAGUCCUUCAUUCAUGGAAGGGGAAGGCUGCAUUAGUUGCUCUCAGGUUCCUACUUAGCCUCAACCAAAUAUCCCUUUAUUUUUCAGUGGAAACUUGGCGCUGAGGAGUCCUGGGAAGUGACUCAGUCAGGUGUGUGGGGCCUCAGCACCAUUGGCCUUGCUUCUCCUCUGCACUGUGUUUGUCUAGAAUAACUGGGACAGAAGGAGCAGUUUCAAGUGCUCUGCCAGCUAGGGCCUGGCAUGCCUAUCUCUAAGCUGGCCCGGACCAUGCCAUCAGGAAGAUGAAAUAGAGACUAGCUACUUGACACCAGAGUGGCAAAGCGUUCAGAGGAGACAAAGAAGCUCUGUUAAUUCAACCAUGUCGGUAUUGUCAAGGUCCAAAGCAGUAGAGGCUAUUGCUUUAUGAAAGUUCUCCUCUUUCUAUGCUGAUCAGUUAUUGUUCAUUUUUCUAAAUAUUUGUCUGCAUAUAACAACUGCUUUUAAUAAGUUUGUGGAUGAAUUUCUUAACUUUGUAAACUAUAUAUAAAACAACAGGAUAUGAGUUGUGACAUUUAGGGGUGUUGUCUUAUUGCUUCAGAACUGUGAGGUUUUCAUGUUAACACACCAUGUCACAUGAUUUGACUAAAUGCAGGGGGAAAAAAGCCCUCAACUUGGUUUCAGUCGCACAAAUAUAGUUCAAGGCUACAGAUACAAAGUUAAGAUGAGGAAGUUCUGUACAAUGUAGGAAAUAGGAGCUUUUAAAGAUAAUUCACAGAUAUGAAACUGGCUUCCCAAGCCCUGAUAGAUGAGUUAAAUAAGCGUAAAACUACCAGAAGGGAGGUUCGUUACUACUUAGUUAAGAGAAAGAGAGCAGGGAGGCACCCUGAGUAAAGUGCUUAGUUAGACUCGCUGUUGCAGAGGUGGCCUGUAUAUGCGAAGUGACUAAGACGGAGGAGUGGACGUUUAGGAGAAGUCUAAGAGAAGAAGUGGACACAAUAGCCUAAACCAGCGAAACGUAGGCAACAUGGCCAAUGCCCUGGCCAGCGCCACUUGUGAGCGCUGCAAAGGAGGCUUUGCACCUGCUGAGAAGAUCGUGAACAGUAAUGGAGAGCUGUACCACGAGCAGUGCUUCGUGUGCGCCCAGUGCUUCCAGCAGUUCCCAGAAGGACUCUUCUAUGAGUUUGAAGGAAGAAAAUACUGUGAACAUGAUUUUCAGAUGCUCUUUGCUCCUUGCUGUCACCAGUGUGGUGAAUUCAUCAUUGGCCGAGUUAUCAAAGCCAUGAAUAACAGUUGGCAUCCUGAGUGCUUCCGCUGUGACCUCUGCCAGGAAGUGCUGGCUGAUAUUGGGUUUGUCAAGAAUGCUGGGAGACACCUGUGUCGCCCUUGUCAUAAUCGUGAGAAAGCCAGAGGCCUGGGGAAGUACAUCUGCCAGAAAUGCCACGCCAUCAUCGACGAGCAACCCCUGAUCUUCAAGAAUGACCCUUACCAUCCAGACCACUUCAACUGCGCCAACUGCGGGAAGGAGCUGACAGCUGAUGCCCGGGAGCUGAAAGGGGAACUGUACUGCCUGCCGUGCCAUGAUAAAAUGGGGGUCCCCAUCUGUGGCGCUUGCCGACGGCCCAUAGAGGGGCGUGUAGUAAAUGCCAUGGGCAAGCAGUGGCAUGUGGAGCAUUUUGUCUGCGCCAAGUGUGAAAAACCAUUUCUUGGACAUCGCCAUUAUGAGAGGAAGGGCCUGGCAUAUUGUGAAACCCACUACAAUCAGCUAUUUGGUGAUGUUUGUUUCCACUGCAACCGUGUUAUAGAAGGUGAUGUGGUCUCUGCUCUGAAUAAGGCCUGGUGCGUGAAUUGCUUUGCCUGUUCUACCUGCAACACUAAGUUAACACUCAAGGAUAAGUUUGUUGAAAUUGAUCUAAAGCCAGUCUGCAAACACUGUUAUGAGAAAAUGCCAGAAGAAUUUAAGAGGCGACUUGCCAAACGGGAGAGAGAAGCAAAGGAUAAGGACAAGCAGAAAAAGAAAAAGCCAGUCUGUUUGUAAACUUUUCUACCCUUCUGUGAUCAUUUUCACUACUUUCUUCUUUGGAAUAAAUUUGUGGAGUUUGACAUGAAGCCAGUUUGUAAGAAGUGCUAUGAGAAAUUUCCAUUGGAGCUGAAGAAAAGACUUAAGAAAUUAGCUGAGACCUUAGGAAGGAAAUAACUUCCUUUAUAUUUUUUCUCUUCUAUACAAAGAUAAGAGUUUGAUUUGAUCUACCCUUAUUUAUAAAAACUUUGUCUCAAAGCAGUUGAGCAAAGAAGACUUACAUGUCUACAGAAAUGGUUUUCUUCAUCUCCUUUUUCUCAUUAAAAAAAUUGUAUAAUCAUGUUUAAAACACAUGAAAUCAAGAUUUGCCUUUAUUAAUUAACCCUUAUCAAUUUGUUGACAUAUAGACUAUAUAGCAAAAAAAUACAUGGUCAAAUGUUAAAUCUUAAUUAAGGCCUCCAAAAUUAAAUAUAACUUUUUAAAAUCAAAGGAGUCAGCUUUUAUAUGACUCAGCUAAAAAACAGUAUACUAACAUUAAUUUACUUUGUAUUCAAAAGAAAAUUACCUCUGACUGCUGUUAGGGGAAGAUAUAGAAAAGAACAAUAACCAACCAAGAAAAACAAAUGUUAUACAAUCUUAGUAUGUUUGUCAAACCUAGUAGUUGUAAAAUGAAUGAAUAUACACAUUACUAAGACAAGGAACAAGUGUAUCAGAACUACUUGAUUGUUUUUUUCUAAAUGCAAUAAUUACUAUGCUUAGUUUUGUAUUUUGUUCUCCUUGUGAAUUCUUCCUUCAUGUGAUUACUUAACACAGUAGUUAUAGCUAGCUAAUAGUAUGUCUCAAAAUUUUGUGCAAAAAAUUUAUACCAGUUAUUUGGAAAUACAGUAUACUUUACAAUAUUGAAAAAAAUGAAGUAUUUUUUAAUGUAUUACAGCAAUUAUGCCUCUAAGCUUAAUGUCAACUGUGCAGUCUUAGAAUAGGACAUGAAAUUAAAUUGUAUGUAGCUUGGAAUGUAUCACUUCAAAAAAGUAAAUAUAUAUUUUGGUCAUAUUGCCUUUAUAACCAUCUAAUGUCUAUGCUUUAUAUGUAAUCAAACUUGCCUUGCUUUAGAAAAACACAUAUUUAAUCAGGAAUUCUAGCCAUUUCAUACAAUACCAACCAAAAAUAAGUGCAUGGACUGAGAUUGGUAAACCCAAAUUCAUUUACCACAAUUGUAAUUAAAUUUUUAAAAAUUUUUUUCUCCUUUUUCUGAGGUGACCUAUUAAAAUUAAUUCCUGUCAUCUUAAUAGAAGAGAAUAAUAUUGAUGAGUGUUUCAGGUUUUCCAUUUCAAAUCUCACAGAUUUUAUUUAUUGUGAGUAUGAGGUAUAAAAUUUCACCUUUAAUUUGGAAGAGGGGUGUUUUAGUGUCACUUUUAGGUUAAAAUUAGUGAAUUAUUUUUAGAAAGUUUUAUCCUGAAAUUUCUGGACCAUUCUUUCUGGAUAAAUUGGUUAUGCAAAGCAACCUUUCUGAACAUUUUUAAAAUGUCGCCACUGUUAUUUAAAAAGAAAUUUGCCAAGAUAGACUUUUAGGGGAAAAAUUAUUGGUUUUUACAAAAAUUGCUGAAAUAGUUUUGCCAUAAAAUAAAUCUCAGGAUUCUACCACUCUGCCAUUAAAAUAUUUGUAUGCAUGCAUUUUUAAAAUUUUUGUGCUUGUACUCUAUGGAAUAAAUUCUAUUUCUGUUU